Messenger RNA from Fomitiporia mediterranea MF3/22, 4153 nucleotides. Its product is annotated as TIP120-domain-containing protein. Bases 206 to 3919 code for a protein of 1237 amino acids. The transcript is spliced from 14 exons. Gene Ontology annotation, biological process: protein ubiquitination; SCF complex assembly. NCBI's taxonomy places the organism in Eukaryota, Fungi, Basidiomycota, Agaricomycetes, Hymenochaetales, Hymenochaetaceae. The record is from RefSeq and is a predicted model, not a curated record. Gene Ontology annotation, cellular component: nucleus.
GGUAGACACGCAAGCGGCAAGCUGCCUCAGCUGCGCGGGUAAGGCCUGUGUGACGUCGGUGAUGCGCGGUCACAUUGGAGUGACUUUAGUCACGGUGAUCGACGGUCUAAAUUGGAUAUAUGCGCCAUUGCGCCACGCUCAGAACGCGCCUCAAUCCUUUUGACCACCAUCUCCUCCCGUUUAUCCCUCACGUCCGCUCUGCAAAAUGACGAAACAGUAUCUCAUGAAUAGUCUCAUAGACAAGAUGCAAUCGCCAGACCAGGACCACAGGUUCAUGGGUCUGCAGGAUCUCAUGUCGGAGAUCAGGCAGGAUUCUGCUAAUUUCCUUGGCGACGAGGCGACGGAGUACAAGGUCUUGCAGCACGUUCUCAAGCUCGUCGAGGAUAAGAUCUCCGAGGUCAAGAACCAGGCUGUGAAAUGCCUGGGUGUGCUCAUCAAGAUCGUGCGCGAAAGCCAUAUGGAAUACAUUAUCGAAAAGUUAAUCGACUUUUCGGGCAGUAAGGAUGAGGAACUACGGGACAUCGCGGGCCUCGCCCUUAAGACGAUUACCGCCGAACUCCCUCAGGAUAGUAGCCUUGCCCCGAAGGCCUGUGCCAAGUUGACACCACGGCUUCUUAUCCAAGUUCAGAAUCCUUCCACUCCUCCAGAAACGCUCAUUGAAAUUCUAUCAAUCCUUUCCAUUCUUAUUACUCGAUUUCCGGCACAACUCUCAAGUCCCGAUCUCUCGCCACAGCCUGUGCCAGCGAUUACCCCUUUACUCGGACAUGCGCGUCCCGCUGUUCGCAAGCGCGCAAUUCUGACUCUUGCGCAGUUCCUACCUUCGGCGCAGCAAGCACUUUUUGAUGACCUCAUUAAUAGCACUAUACUUCCCGGAUUACGGAACGAAAGUAACUCAGAUGCAGCGAUUGAACAACAACGAACAAAUGUGCAGUUGGUUGCCGCAAUUGCGCGCCAUUCUCCCGGUCGUAUUGCGGUCAUUAUAGAUUCGGUUGUUCCUGCUGUCCUCAAGGCGGCGGCGCGUGAGGAUGAUGAGCUUCGAGAAUAUGCGCUUCAGACACUUGAAGUCUUCGUGCUCCGCUGUCCGACCGAGAUCACUCCUUUCCUUGGUCAGAUCGUACAAUCAGGAACGAAACUCAUCAAGUAUGAUCCCAACUAUGCUGGUGGAGACGAUGAAGAGGAUGCGGAAAUGGCAGACGCUGACGAGGACGAGGAAGACGAAGAUGAUGACUUGGACUAUUCUGAUUAUGAAGAUACAUCCUAUAAAAUCAGGCGUUCCGCAACAAAGCUUCUUGCGGGGCUGAUUGAAACACGACCAGAAAUGCUUACGUCACUCUAUAAAGACGUAUCCCCUGUGUUAAUACAGCGAUUCGGAGAUCGCGAACAGACAGUGCGUUUGGAAGUCUGGGCAACGUACGGUUCACUUCUUGCACAGACAAAGGUUUAUGGUGGCAUACCACAGUCACCAACCUUUGUGGACUCGCCUGGGGUUGGUGGGAAACGUAAGCGUUCACCAAGCGGUGCGGAUGGAAUGGAUAUUGAGGCGCCUGAGUCCCCAGCUUUACUCCUUAGGUCACAAGUGCCGUCCCUCUCCAAGGCCUUACUCGGCCAACUGAGAAGCACGAAGACUCCACCAGCUGUUUUGCAGGCAGCAUUCACGCUUCUUAAGCAGCUAAUUGACGUUCUUCCUGGUAGUCUUGCAGCUCACUCGUUACCCAUCGCUUCGGCGGCCCAAGCAGUCCUAAAGCAGAGCCCAACGACAUCUAGCAUCGUAUUACAUACAACCUGCCUUUCAUUCCUUACUGCGUUCUUCUCUUCUCAUUCGCCAUCGGCACUUUCGAAUACUCCAGAUCUCACAACUCCAUUACUUAAAGAACUUCAGGAGCGGCACCCUCGUCUUGUUGCGGAGACUUUCCGGACCUUCUCAGCGCUCCUUAAUAUGCUGCGACCUAUUCAAGGCACAAGUCAACAAUGGGUUGAAGCCGUAUAUGAUUCUGCAGUGAAACGUCUGCGAAGUGCAGACACGGAUGCCGAGGUCCGAGCACGUGCAGAAAUAUGCAUGGGCGAUUUGUGGGUCUGUGCGACCGACGUUGUACGCACGAAAGAUGGCCGAGAAUGGGAUGCGAUGUGCCGUACGACUGGUCGUACAGAAGGCGCUGUGCAGGUGGUUAUGCGCGUCGCGAAUGAGGUUGAUGUUGGUGAUGCCUGGGUCAAUGGAUCAAUCGAAUGGGUGCUUGGCGUUUUAAGAAGAGCUGGUAAGGCAGGCAAAUCCGACGCGUUUACUUGUCUGGAGGUAUUGCUUAAGAGGUUCGUGAACGGAAUUCCAGCACAUCUUGUUACAGUUGUUGUUGAACAAAUGAAGCCCUACAUCUCUACGAACGAUAUCGCUCUCCUCUCUCAUGCACUAUCCAUUCUUGCUCUUCUCCUGAGACUCGCGCCAAAUGAAACAUACCCAGCUGUCGAAGCUGAAUACCUCAAAGAUAUCUAUACUAUUGCACAUUCGUCCCUGUUGUCUGGAGUGUCGCUGGAUGCACUGCUCCUCUUCCUUGCCAAUCUCGUGGAAGCCGAUACCGAGAUUGCGACUCAUGUCAUUCCGAGCCUUACUAUUCCUUUACAAAAAGAAAAGAAGGGUGAUGCAUCAUAUUCAAACAUUGCAAAAUGCAUCGGUAUUAUCGUGCGCUGUCACCCUUCCUUGGCUGCUGGGACGAUUGCAGAAUUCUCGAAGGCAUUGAAGAAGGGUCCGAAGGCCAGUAGCACUCAAAUUGUGCUUGACCUGUUUGUCCUUGGUGAGGUCGGACGAACUAUCGACUUUGCCCAAAUGAAAGACUUGUUCAAUAUUGCCAUCGACCUUCUCGGCUCGACAGACGAAGAGAUUAGAAGCGCUGCAUCGUUUGCGACGGGAAACAUUGCCAUUGGCAACCUACAUCUGUUCUUACCUGCGAUUGUCAAGCUGGUCCAGACGAAUAAGGAUAAGCGACUACUUGCCUUACAUGCUCUCAAAGAGGUUGUCAGUAAUUGCCCGUCAGGUCAGCUGGAGAGCGUGGCAGAGACGAUUUGGGUUCCGUUGUUCCAGGACUCUGCUAGCUCGGAGGAGUCUACGAGGAAUGUCGCAGCAGCAUGCCUCGGAAAGUUGACGACGACAAAUCCAUCAAGAUACUUGCCUCAGCUCCAGGACCGUAUCCACGACGAAAAUGUAGCCGCGCGAGCAACUGUCAUUGCAGCCAUUCGCUACACAUUUGCAGACUCGCAGCAUUCCUACGAUGAGCUCCUUUCAGGGCUCAUUCCAGACUUCUUGGCUGCUAUGGUGGAUGAAAACCUCACCGUGAGACGACUCGCAAUAUCUGCCCUUAACUCUGCAGCGAGGCAUAAACCACGAAUAAUCCGCGAUCAUCUCAAUACGCUUCUUCCCAAUCUUUAUAAAGAGACGUAUGUGAAGCCAGAACUCAUUCGAACAGUUCAGAUGGGACCGUGGACACACAAGGUUGAUGAUGGCCUCGAGGCACGGAAGACUGCCUACGAGACGAUGUAUACUCUUCUUGAUUCAUGUCUCUCAAAACUCGAUCUGCACGAAUUCCUCGGCCGCGUCGUAGCGGGUCUAUCCGACGACGCAGACGAGAUCAAAGUUCUCGCUCAUAUGAUGCUCUUCCGCCUUUCAAGCGUCGCACCUACCGCAAUCGCAUUACGACUAGACGAAAUAACACCUCCGCUCGAAAAGACAAUGAAAGGCCCAGCAGUUACGAAAGAUACUGUCAAGCAGGACUUAGAGCGCGCAAUGGAGCUUCAGCGGAGUACGCUUCGUGCUGCUGCUGCGUUGCAUAAGAACACGCCUAGUGGUGCGUCGGCGAGGUUUGAUGCGUUUGUUGAGGAGAUUCAGAAGGGCCAAUUUGGUGGGGAGUUUAAGGAGUUGUCGAGUGGACAUUGAUUGGAUUGACGGGACAUUCGUGCGCUUGUAUGGACGAUUGUCAGGCGCAGUGUAAUGUCUACGUACUCAAAAGCUUGUCAUCACUAUAUCCCUGUAGUACAACUCAUUUUCAUUCUUGAUCUUGAUAGCAUCAUAACAAUCGAAUCCCCUCAUUGACAAUUACAAGCAGUAUAACAUACAAUUUUCCAAACUGUUUAAGUACCUUUUCCCCUAAUAAGCAGCCCUGCUCAAGAC